ACACUACAUUACCCACAAUGCUUCGCCACUGCCAGCAACAAGGAAGUGUUACAGAGAGAAAACAGAAAACGCUGGAUUUGUUGUCAUCUCUGGCUGACAUUUUUUUUUUAACUGACUGGAUUACCACAUUGGAAGUGGUAGAAGGGAAAAUGCAGCAGCUCAGUGAGUCCGUGGUGAUCCGCAGCCUAAAGAGAUUCAGAGACAGAUUUUUCCCAAACGGAAAUGAAGUUGUAGGUGACGAUCACAUGACGCCUGAAACAGAAGAAUCACAGCCAGGACUUUUGGACACUUUACCGGUGGACCUGCAGUUCCUGAUUAUGAACUUUCUGUCUCCUGUGGAUCUCUGUCGACUGGGAGCCACCUGUCGCUAUUGGAGGGCCAUGGUUCGAGAUCCAGUACUGUGGAGAUACUUCCUGCUCAGGGACAUGCCCUACUGGCCCUCUAUCGACCAUUUAUCAAUGCCCCGACUGGAGGUGUUGAAUAUACCACUGGUCAAUGAAGAGGAGAGCCUGUCUGAUACAGAAGAAGCAGAAGACAAUAGGAGAGAGUUGCAAUGUGACUACAUGUCAGAAUACCUGAAAGGAUGCCCGUCCUAUAGACAACAGUGGCUUCCUUCAGGGGCAGCGUAUGAGGUUGUGACCUCAUUUUUUCAGUCUCUGGUUCGCUCGUCUGAACCGCGUUAUGCCAUGUUUGGACCUGGUAUGGAGCAACUAGAUGUCUCUUUAGUCACGAGGCUCAUGUAUGCCCCUGAGGUGCUUCCGGUGUCGGGGACACCGCACAGACAGAUAAAUGGUAUCGGCUCAGGGAUCAGUUAUAUGUUCAACAACCAACACAGAUUUAAUAUCCUGACUCUGUAUUCAACUAAUAGGGCAGAUAGGGAAAGAGCCAGACUGCAUCAGCAGAGCGUCAGUAAUAAACUUUUUACCUUCGAAGGAGAAGAUGAUUCGGGUUACCCCAUCUGCAGCCCUUCCCCUCAGGUCCAGCAAGUGUGCCAGGUGGUGGACGGUUUCAUCUAUGUAGCCAAUGCCGAGCCUGGAAAAAGUGGAGGGAUGACAGAGGUGGCUCAGAUCCAGGCUGUACUGAGCUCCGCCAGGGAUUCUAAAUCCAGGCCUCUGCUGGUGCUCUCCUGUGUCUCCAGAGAAGAAGCAAUUAGCACCACCAGCCUGCAAAAUGGUGCACACAGAAACGGAGCCAGGAAUCGAAUCCCCAGUGUUGACAUGGCAAAAAGACUUGGCUUACCUCAACUGGCUAACCCUUGGAUGGUGCAGGACACUGUGGCAGAAUCCCUGUCAGGUCUUUUGGAUGGUAUUUCAUGGUUGCUGAGAUGUUCUGGAGUUAAACUCUAAAGUAACUAGCUUACUUCUGCUGCUGCCUUCUGAAUUACAAGCUGCGGCAUCAUCCCGACACCAACACACCACAGCAUUUCCUACGUAACGUGCACCACAUGUAGACUGGCUUGGAGCAAAGCCUACGAAAUGUAUUGAAAUUUUGCGCGGACAAUUUCUCAUCCGGGAGACCUGACGAAGACUCUGUUCUGAACAACAAUAAUAAUAAACGUUACACAGCGCUCCACCAACCAAGUACAAGAAAGCAGGACGCAUUUGCAUCCACAAUCGUAGCUGGCACAUAAGAUAAAAUGUAUUUUUACUUUAAUUCAUGAGAGAUGCAGAUAAAAUAAUUCUCAAACUAUUUUAUAAAGCAAACUAGACAUGGCUUUCUAACUGGUGGUUAUUUACUGAAAGAGCCAAGUAUUAUUUUUAUUUAAUUUUUUAUUUCAAAUUUUCUUGCUUAAUCAACUUUCUUGCUUAAUCAGCUUUUACAUCUUCUGGACAAGCUUUCAGGCUUUUGAUCAAUGAUUUGCACAUAAAUCAAGAUGUGACAUAGCUAAAAUAUAUGCAAUGAAAUAAAUUUAUUUUGAAUACA
Solea solea (common sole) is the source of this 1923-nucleotide messenger RNA. It is a transcript of the gene fbxo4, whose product is annotated as F-box protein 4. Bases 18 to 1346 code for a protein of 442 amino acids. Gene Ontology annotation, molecular function: protein binding. The transcript is spliced from 7 exons. The record is from RefSeq and is a predicted model, not a curated record. NCBI's taxonomy places the organism in Eukaryota, Metazoa, Chordata, Actinopteri, Pleuronectiformes, Soleidae. Gene Ontology annotation, biological process: protein polyubiquitination; SCF-dependent proteasomal ubiquitin-dependent protein catabolic process. Gene Ontology annotation, cellular component: SCF ubiquitin ligase complex.